Raphanus sativus (radish) is the source of this 1284-nucleotide messenger RNA. RefSeq names its product aldehyde oxidase GLOX-like. The transcript has 2 exons. Bases 1 to 1284 code for a protein of 427 amino acids. NCBI's taxonomy places the organism in Eukaryota, Viridiplantae, Streptophyta, Magnoliopsida, Brassicales, Brassicaceae. The record is from RefSeq and is a predicted model, not a curated record.
AUGGCAGCACGAGCCACAACAAUCUAUACUCUCUUGCUAACAUCCCUCCAAUUCCUCCUAACAUUUCACGUAACAUUGGCGGCCGGAGGAAAAUGGGAUCUCCUCCUUUCCAACGUCGGAAUCUCCGCUAUGCACAUGCAGCUCCUUCCCAACGACCGUGUCGUGAUGUUCGACCGAACCAAUUUUGGUCCAUCGAACAUCUCUCUCCCCAACGGUAACUGCCGUAACAAUCCACAAGACCCCAUCUCCAAAAUUGACUGCACAGCUCACUCCAUCGAAUACAACGUUGAAUCAAACACUGUUCGUCCAUUAACUGUACAAUCCAACACAUGGUGCUCCUCCGGUUCUCUUAGACCGGACGGUGUUCUUGUCCAAACCGGUGGAGACCGGGACGGGGAGUUAAAAGCGAGAACCUUCACUCCUUGUGGUAACAAUGAGUGCGACUGGGUCGAGAUUAACAACGGAUUAGCAAGGAGGAGAUGGUACUCUUCUAACCAUAUCCUUCCCGACGGUAAACAAAUCAUUAUCGGAGGUCAAAGACAAUUCAACUACGAGUACUUCCCAAAAACGACAUCUCCUAACGUCAUCGACUUACCGUUUUUGGCCGAGACUAAUGACAGAGGAGAAGAGAAUAAUCUUUACCCUUACGUUUUCCUCAACACCGAUGGGAAUCUAUUUAUAUUCGCUAACAACCGAGCGAUACUACUCGACUAUGUUAAAAACAAAGUGGUGAAAACUUACCCGGCGAUUCCCGGCGGUGAUCCUAGGAGCUAUCCGAGCACUGGCUCAGCCGUGUUAUUACCGUUGAAGAAUCUUGAAGCGGACAAGAUCGAUGCGGAAGUUCUGGUGUGUGGAGGUGCACCGAAAGGAUCAUUCAUCCUCGCGUUUAGAAAGAGAACGUUCGUGAAAGCUCUUGACACGUGUGCGAGAAUCAAGAUCAACGAUGAGAAUCCUCAAUGGACUGUUGAGAAGAUGCCACAUGCUAGAGUCAUGGGAGACAUGACGCUUUUACCCAACGGAGAUGUGUUGCUUAUCAACGGUGGUUCUUCUGGGUCAGCUGCAUGGGAGCUUGGUCGUGAACCUGUUUUCGUACCUGACCUAUACCAUCCAGAGAAUCCGGUUAACUCGAGGUUUGAGUCGUUGAACCCGAAUACAAUACCAAGAAUGUAUCACUCUACGGCAAUUCUUCUACGUGAUGGGAGGGUUCUUGUCGGAGGAAGUAACCCUCAUGCAUUUUACAACUUCACUGGAGUGCUUUUUGAAGGUGUAGAUCCUGCGGAGUAA